AUGGGUGCUCAAAAAUUUGUGGACAUCCAGGCCCUCAAAGAUUUACACAUAUACAAGGGUGUUCAGAAGCUUUUUAAAAACAUAGGAUGGGAGGGUCUUUUGAAUCUUCAUGCAGUUAGUUUCCAAACACCGAUGUUGGAACUUUUGUCUUCCAUUACCUUUGACUAUCAAACCCAUCUCCUAACUUUCCGUCUGCUCAACCAAACCCAUCAAUUUCAUGCUGAUAUCCUUUGCGAUAUGAUUGGUGCUCCUAAAGCAAGAAGGGAUAUAUACACAGCUAAGGGCACUGCCAAAGCUUCUAGCAUUAUCCAUCCGGUCUUGAAAGUAGCUCACCGGAUCAUUGCUUCUCUCUUAUUCCCUCAAGAAGAGAUUAGCAAGGCUAAUAAGAAAGAGCUAGAAGUCUUGUGGUGUAUGAUUAACAAGCCUGCAGAAGUCCCUCAUUUUGGUUGUUGGGUUAUUCAAAAAAUGCUCAGAAGUGCUACGAGCAAUGGUGGACAGCUACAUUGUGGAGGCAUGGUUUCUAUUAUUGUAGAGCAUCUUGGCCUCCAUCUACCUAAUAACCCAACAAACAUCAUCAUGGGCCGUACUCGUCUAUCAAUUGAUGUUAUGGAAACAAUGCAUCUCUUCCACCGCCUUCCCACUGGGGAUAUUCAUUGGACAGUAGAUGGGAAAGAGUAUCUACGUAUAGAAAGUAGAAAUAAGAAGAUACUCAAUUUAGCCAAUGAUAUCCCAUCAACUAAUUGGAAACUCAGAUCCAACUUAGGUGUUACAGUAGACCAUAGUCCUCCAUCCUCUCCUCCUCCUGCUCCUACUGCUGGUGCUUCUAGCUCCUGUCGCCCUAUUCCUUUUUCUGAACAUAAUCUUUAUAUGGGCGAGUUUGCGUGUUUGAAUCAUCGUUACACCAGUCUACAACAGGAAGUCGGGGACAUUUAUACGGGUGUCGCUGAAAUCACUUCUGAUUUUCAGGACUACCGUAACUUACAGGAAGAGCAUUGGGCCCAACAAGAGUUGCGGUGGGCUGAGCAAGAUCAAAGAUGGGCUACUCAAGUGCAGCACAACCGCAACAUUCACCAUCUGCUGAGUGAUAUCCAUUUGAGUUCUUGUGCUCCCCACACAGUCGCAGCAGCCAUCAGCAUCCCAACCCCAAUGGCCUCCAUACUAUCCUACAGAUUACCCUUCACAGUUCCCUCCAUAUCCUCCGCCCGAUCCUCAAUAGGACGGCUACGCCUCUCUCCAAGCAUCGAGGACGAUGCUAUACUUUAA
Lactuca saligna is the source of this 1263-nucleotide messenger RNA. NCBI's taxonomy places the organism in Eukaryota, Viridiplantae, Streptophyta, Magnoliopsida, Asterales, Asteraceae. The record is from the annotation of a GenBank genome assembly.